Molecule: messenger RNA, 483 nt
Organism: Beauveria bassiana ARSEF 2860
Lineage: Eukaryota; Fungi; Ascomycota; Sordariomycetes; Hypocreales; Cordycipitaceae
Product: sybindin-like family protein
Exons: 3
Coding region: 1-483 (160 amino acids)
Biological process (GO): endoplasmic reticulum to Golgi vesicle-mediated transport
Cellular component (GO): TRAPP complex
Source: RefSeq, a predicted model, not a curated record
AUGUAUGAUACUCUCAAGAGGACUGUGUUUGCGCUCAUCAUCAUCAACAAGGCCGGUGGCUUAAUCUACAACAAGGUCUUCCACGAAGCGGGCCUGCAAUCCAUCAGCACAAAUGACUACCUCGUCCUCGCGGGCACCUUUCACGGUGUCCACGCCAUCACAGCCAGACUCAACCCUUUACGGCCUGUAGCGCCGCCUACCGCACCAGGCGGUAUCCCGAGCAGGCCGGAGCCGUCGUCUGGGCUCGAAUUGCUCGAGACGGAAAACUUUCGCAUGCAGUGCUUCAAUACCAUGACGGGGACCAAGUUUCUGCUCUUCACAGACACGACGCAGGCCAAUGUGGACGUUACUAUUAGGAGGAUAUAUGAUCUCUACGCGGACUAUGUCAUGAAGAAUCCGUUCUACUCGCUGGAGAUGCCUGUGCGGUGUGACAUGUUUGACCGCAAGCUGUUAUCAUAUAUUAGAGAGAUCAACAACCGUUGA